Messenger RNA from Gigantopelta aegis, 403 nucleotides. RefSeq lists its product as uncharacterized. The coding region runs from base 26 to 403 and encodes 125 amino acids. The transcript has 2 exons. NCBI's taxonomy places the organism in Eukaryota, Metazoa, Mollusca, Gastropoda, Neomphalida, Peltospiridae. The record is from RefSeq and is a predicted model, not a curated record.
UGCGGACAGCUCAUGUCAAUACGACAUGAAAGGCCUGGUGGAUUCAGCCAAUGGGGACGGAGACAUGAUCAGGAACUGUACCAAUCACACAUACUGUAUGAUAGAAACAUUCCAUCAACCAAGUGGAAUGUUUAGUUUUAUUCGCGACUGCAGCAACAACGAUUCCUAUUCCUUUGAACUCAAGCAUCCGGUCACGAUAACACUCCCACCAAAAUCGUCAGACGUCGCAAAUAACAAGACUGUGUGCGGAACGGAAGCGACCGGGGUUUUCAAAGUCUGUGUUCUUCUGUGCGAUCACGACUUUUGUAACGGUCCUACGUGGACGUCGUCGUCAAACAGACCACGUUGUAGCCGUGUGAUUCUUCUAAGCUUUCUCUUGAUUUUGUGGUUUUCCCUGUUUUGA